UUCAUAACAAAACCGAAAACAAAAAUUAAUAAAUUAUCAUAAAAGUAGGAAAUUUUAAGUAAUUUCCGCUCAAAUCAGGCUCAAAACAUGACUUCACGACGACUCGAGCAGCAAAAAAUCUUGGAAGAGCAAAAUCCAUGCCUUAAGGAACAAAAAUUAAGUCUUGAAUGUCUCGAUGCAAAUUCGUAUGAUGGAGAAAAAUGUCAACUUGUGUUUCAAAAUUACAAGAAUUGCAAUGCCUUUUGGUUAAAAGUUCAAAGAGACAGAAGACGGGAAGGAAUUCGACCGUUGUUGCCUCCAGCAGCGGAGCGAGAAGCAAUUAAGGCUGAAUAUAGGAAAAGGUACCCCAAGGAAAUGUAAAAUUUUAUUCGAAAAACCAUCGAUUAAGAGUAGUAAAAAACUUUUUAUCAAAUUUUUGGUGAUUUUUAUCAAGAAAUUUGUACUUAUAGUUGAAAGAAUCUUGUAACAUAAUAAAAAUCAAGUUUAUUUUUAAAUUAAAUAA
Culicoides brevitarsis is the source of this 502-nucleotide messenger RNA. RefSeq names its product coiled-coil-helix-coiled-coil-helix domain-containing protein 7. The coding region runs from base 88 to 360 and encodes 90 amino acids. Gene Ontology annotation, cellular component: mitochondrion. Gene Ontology annotation, biological process: mitochondrial respiratory chain complex assembly. NCBI's taxonomy places the organism in Eukaryota, Metazoa, Arthropoda, Insecta, Diptera, Ceratopogonidae. The transcript has 3 exons. The record is from RefSeq and is a predicted model, not a curated record.